This is a messenger RNA of Diaporthe batatas, 1478 nucleotides long. RefSeq lists its product as uncharacterized. The record is from RefSeq and is a predicted model, not a curated record. Gene Ontology annotation, molecular function: cysteine-type deubiquitinase activity. Lineage: Eukaryota; Fungi; Ascomycota; Sordariomycetes; Diaporthales; Diaporthaceae. Gene Ontology annotation, biological process: protein deubiquitination. The coding region runs from base 1 to 1029 and encodes 342 amino acids. The transcript has a single exon.
AUGGACGCCGGGGCCGCCCCGACAGAGACGGUGGAGCAGAUGCAGGCGCGGCACCGCAAAGAGGCCAAGGACCUGCAGGGGCGGGUGACGAGCAAGAAGAAGAACGCGACCAAGAAGACGCGCAAGGGGGUCAACGACGAGUGCGCCGAGAUGGAGAGGCAGAUGCGGGAGAGGCAGGCGGGCGAGCUGGCGGGGCUGAUGGCUGGCGACGGCGACACACAAGAAGAAAAGGAAGAAGAAGAAGAAGAAACACAAGAACAAGAACUAGACGGCGACGAGCAGGACAUGGCCGCCAGGAUGCAGGCCCUGGGCGUCAACGGGCUCGCUGCGAAACCACCACAGCAGCCAGCGUCGUCGAGACCACCAGACGGCGACGGCAGCGGGACAGGAGGGAAGAAGCGCAACCGGCAAAAGGAGCGCCUCGCCCGCCGCGCGGCGGAGCAGGAGGCGGCGGCCGAGGCGGCGGCGCAGGAGGCGGCGGGGAUGACGGACCACCGCGGGCGCGAGCGCGAGCGCAUGGCGGCCGAGCUUGCGCGGCACGGCCUGCAGGAGCACGAGAUCCGGCCCGACGGGCACUGCCUGUUCUCCGCGGUGGCGGACCAGCUCGGGCAGGCCGGGGUGCCGCUGCUGCCCCCAACCACAUCACCCAGCGCGAAGGAGGAGGGGGAGGGGGGGCAGGAGGGGACUGGGGAGGCCGGGUACAAGGUCGUGCGGCGGGCGGCGGCCGGGUACAUCGAGUCGCGCGGGGACGAGUUCGCGGGGUUCCUCGAGGAGGACCUGGGCUCGUACGUGGCCAAGAUGCGGGACACGGCCGAGUGGGGCGGGCAGCUCGAGCUGCUCGCGCUGGCUUGUGUCUACGGGGUUGAGGUCUGUGUCGUGCAGGACGGGCGGACUGAGGUUAUCCGUCCGAGCGGCGGGGGUGGUGAUGGUGAUGAGGGUGGUGAGGAGAGGAGGAAGAUAUGGCUUGCGUACUAUCGGCAUGGGUAUGGGCUCGGGGAGCAUUAUAACUCGCUGAGGAGGAAGGCUUAGGCAAUGAGUUGGGAUGAGUGAAUGGGGUGAGUGUGUGUUUGAGAGAGACUGUGAGGGAGGACUGAUGAGGACGUGAACCUGGACUUGGACGGGCUGGCAUCUAUCUUCUCACGAGCGAGCAUCACGCCUAGUGGCUGGCGUCAAGCGACACUUGCAGUCCAUUCACCGAGGAAGAGGGAGGGCGCAGGGCCGAGGGCUACAGGCCUACUAGCCCCCCCGCCGCCGACGCCCUAGCUGUACAUACAAACGGGACUUGACCCCAGCUUAUAAACAAGCAGGUCCAGGUUUCAAUCACACAUGUGUGGUGGUCGGCGCCACCUUGGUUGAAUGGGUUGGUGUCUAGAAACCUCUCGGGGGGCCUGGCCAAUCUCAGUAGUCCUCUGGAGCUUCAGGUUCAACUCCUGGCGCAUGUGAUGAUUGCAAUUACCGGAACUACUUUUUUUUUGGAC